This is a messenger RNA of Acanthopagrus latus (yellowfin seabream), 4434 nucleotides long. RefSeq names its product trace amine-associated receptor 13c-like. The coding region runs from base 2827 to 4008 and encodes 393 amino acids. Gene Ontology annotation, molecular function: G protein-coupled receptor activity. Gene Ontology annotation, biological process: G protein-coupled receptor signaling pathway. The transcript is spliced from 4 exons. NCBI's taxonomy places the organism in Eukaryota, Metazoa, Chordata, Actinopteri, Spariformes, Sparidae. The record is from RefSeq and is a predicted model, not a curated record. Gene Ontology annotation, cellular component: membrane.
UUUUCAGCAGCAGCUGUUGGGAGAGAUCAUUCAAAUCAAAACUUGUCAAAACACACACACAACACCAAUUUCAUAUAUGUUUCUGAGAAUUCAGCUGAGUCAGUAAAAUUAACGUCAAAGGCACCACAGCACAACACUUCUUUGUUUUGUUUUGUAUGGUUGUUUUCAGCAGUUUCAUCAUAUGGUGUUUAACAUCAUGUUUGUGUUUAAAUAAUUAAUUCAGCUUCUUUUUAAACUGCUUAGUUCUUGAUCCUGUGUUGAACUAAAACAAUGGGAGGUUUUGCAAAACAAAACUUUAACACAUGUCUGUGUUUCAUAAUUUUGCAAGGCAGGACAGCCACUCACAGUCUGUACUAUUUGCUUUAUACUUUUGCAUCAUAGUUGACUAAAAACAAAUACGCCUGACUGUUUCUAGCUUCUGUGAAUCAAAAGGUACAACGCACUGCUCUGUUCUAUUUGUUACUACAAAAAGUAAAGCACAUUUGACCUCAUUAGUUUUCUCUGCAGCAAACAGUUAACGGUGACAGCAAUCAGAUAGUUGCUGCAGGGAGGAAAGUCCAGCGUUACCGCUUUGGGUAUUUACAAGAGGUCGCAGAGAGGUUACAGAGGUUUGCAAUUAUGGUUUAAUGUGCUGCCUUGUGUAAAUUAGCAUCCUCAGAUAACAAUCAUCUGCAUUAUUGCAAAAAGCUGCUGUUUUCAAGUCUAACACAGGGUACAAUAUUAUUAAGUUAGUGUUGAUUUAUGAUUGUAGUACCUUAUUUCAAUUAUUUUCUGAUUAUCUGAUUUUGCAUUUCUUUUUAUCCUCACAAUGUUUCCCUACUAGUUUCAAGUGAAUAUUACAGUCAAAGCAAGUUAAUAUUCAAACCAAACAAUUCCUUGAUGACUGAAACCAUCAACCUCUUGCAAAAUUAAUGACUGAGCACACUAUGUGGAUACAUAAAAAGGACUAUAGAUUAACAUGAAAAAAUAGUCCUCAGUCAUUUUUCAUUAAAAAAUCCUCUAACACAUGUAUAUUAUGUUCAAACAUUUGCAAUUGUUGGGCUGAUGGACAAUGUCAUUGGUGGUGGCAAUGUUUCUUUUCUGCUGGCCACUGUUCUUUGGUACAGCCAGCCAGCUAACUUUGUUUCAAGGUUCUGAAGUUACAGACAUGUCAUGUGAUGGUGAUGAUGAUGACACCUGGCACAGGGAUGGAUGUCGAUUAGGACGGCUGGGUGAGAUCAGUGGGCUACACCGGGAGACACUGGCAGUUCUUCACAAAUGCCAUAUCGCCAUCAGACAAUAACUGAUGGGUUCCAAGGUUGCUGUUUACAUGAUGAAUGAAACGGCUCCUGUCACCAUCACCUCAAAGGGAAUCCAUACAGGUAUAUACUGCUUGUUUUAUGUUGCAUUAUUCAUAACCUGACCUUUAUCAGGGCUUAUACUAUUUGGCUAUAAAUAGUAUGCUUAUUGUCAUGUGCUGGGGCAUUACAAGACCAGUCACUUAGACUACUGGGUCCCCAUAUUUAAUCAACCAGAAGACAGGUUAUAUGGUAUUGGAGAGCAGAAUCUGUCAUGUAUGAGCCUUACUGUAACAUGGAAUAUGUCCUAUAGUUAUUUAUUUGGCAGGUUUACAAAACCCUUGAGGAUUAAGUUAUAUAACGCUGCUCAGCAUACACAUCGCUGUUUAUUCCUCGGCUCCAUUUUCAUUGGCGUUUCUUCUGCAUUUAUGUAUCAGAAUGUAAGCUUCAAUUUCCAUUGCAUUUCUUGUGUUUUGUUGAAUGUCUUCAGCAUGUCUCAUGGAGAUUUCUGUAUUCAGACAAGGGUGUCAAGGCAAGGGCAAAUGUGUCCUGCAACGUGUUGUCCAGUGUUUCCAAUCAUAUCUGAGGGUGGGGGGUCUUACUUGAGUGCUGGAGUCUCCUCUCCCUGGGGAUAACAGAGAGGAUGGGACGUGAUCGGUGUUCCAGACACCAUCAAAGCUAAGCUCAUAGGCCAAGGCCAUCAGGGGCAAAACUGGACAAAUGCCCAGGAGAGGAUGGAUGCAGUUUGCCCCCUCUCCCACUGUAACAGGGUCACCUCUCAUUUGUGCAAUGUAGUAUACUUCUCUGGCUCUAGUUCCAUUUCUGCACCCCCAUUCUAUGUCUUUCUGCGUGACAGUUCACAGCAAUAAGAAACAGAUGCUUACACAUGCUUGAAGACAAACGGCCUGUGAGCAAAGAGUUAAACGAAAUCAGUAAAAUCUGGACUGAAGGCAAGAAUUCAACAAUGAUGGAAGCUGCAAAGAUAAAAAAAAAAAACAUAAGUGAUGUCUGAAGUGGUAAGGAACAUGGGGGAGGGUGAGAGGGGAGGUGGGGGUGGCACAUCAGAAGAUGAACAAGGAGGGGAAGAAUGAAAGAAGAAGAGUUUACCUUGAAGCUCUGGGGGAAGAGCGUGUGCAUGUGAUAAGGACUGAAAGCCAUGCAGAGGGUGAGGGGAGUACAGGGGGGCGGAGUGGAGACUGGAGGCUGAGCACAGCACAGAGCGAGCGAGAGGCUGAGGAGGCUGAAUCAUAGGGACAGAGAGCUGGAGUGUGUGAGAGGCUUUGUGCUUAAUGUGUGCUUCUCAGCAGAAUGAAUGAUGAGAGGACUACAGCUCCACUUUCUCCUUCACUGGAGGAUUUUUAGCUGGAUUUUACUCCCUCAAAGUCAGCACUUUAAAACUGGAAUGUGUUCUUGUUAUCAACCUCUGUCUGCACAACCGCUAUAUGGUCCGUAUCUGGAAAUGCUGGAUAGUUUCCCAGUCCAGGACAUGGUUUCCUGAGUGGCCCUUUCACCGACACAUCACACGAGGUGAAGUCUUUCAUCCUGGGCCAUGACUGCUCUACCUCCCAACAUCAGCAUUCCCGGGAGCACAGCAGUUCUGCUGCCGACUGCAGACUAUCUGUUCAAUCUGACUGCAGCUGCUCAAGCAGCACUCGGUUCAGGCCAGUCGCUGGCCCCUCUCUGUACCAUCUGCUGCUGUGGAUUUCUCAACCGCACCUUGGCUGUGGUGUUCAUGGUCAGCCUGGCAUUUGCCAUUGUGGUUGGAAAUGUGGUCACCCUCACUGUGUUUGUGCAAACAAGACAGUCUCGAACACCACAGGGAUACCUGAAAGUGUCUCUGGCCAUAGCGGACAUGAUGGUCGGCGUCCUCGUCGUCCCUUUCUCUGUCUACACUGAGAUCUCUCUGAUGGUGACCACCACUCCCCCCAUUUGGUACCAGGUUAGUUCUACUUCCCCGGCCACCUCCUCCUCUCUUGGGGGUAUAGUGAGCCCUUGGCAGCCCUGCAUGCUGAUUGGCCCAGUGUUCGCUGGAUGCACCUUUGUCUCCAUUAGCACCAUCUUCCUCAUGACACUGGAGCGAAGUGUUGCAAUCUUACGGCCCCUCCACAAGGACGCUUUGGUGACCCGGAGACGAACUCUGCUCCUCAUCCUGCUCUCCUGGGCUGCCAGCUUCCUGCUGGCUCUUGCGCCCCUCAUCUUCAGCAGCAACUUCACCUUGGAGUACAAUGAGUGCAGUCGUAUGUGUAACUACACCCCGCUGAUGUUUGGAGGCCAGCUGCCACCUGAUGCCAACAUUUUGCUGCUAUUCCCGGCAUUUGACUUCACACUGCUCGGUGGCACGUUAGCAGUUAACAUUGUGUCUUUCACAAGCAUCCGACGGUACUCCCGAAAACGCAAGCUGCUCUCUGAAGGGAGUCUGAGUGACACAGGGGGAGGAGGAGGAGCGGGAGGGUGCCCUCACAGGCCCUCCUUUUCAGACAUCAAAGCUGCCAAGACAAUUGGCAUACUAACAUUCGCCUUCACAGCAUCAUUCUCCCCCAUCGCUGUGUUUGUGCUGGGUAACGUGGUGGGAUACACCUGGUGUAACUUUUCCUUUUUUGCCUUCUGGAUCCUGACCGGAAACAGUUGCUGUAAUGUAAUUAUCUACAGUGUCAGGGACCACCGCUUCAGGAAGGGUGUGACCCUGCUUUUUCAGCGAGACCAGUCACCCCCACAUGGCGAGAAGACCUGAGGAAUAUGUGAAUUUAACCACAACAAGUGAUACUUUGUGGCUACUUUUCCAGUUUGUUUUAGGAACAGUUUGACAGUUUUGGGAAAUAUGUAUAUUAUUUCCUUGCCAAGAUGAUAGAUGCCAUGUCUGUAUAGUAAAGGUGCCAGCUUAGCUUAGCAUUAAGAUGGGAAACAGGGGAAAACAGCUAGCCUGGCUUUGACCAAAGGAAACAAAAAUCUAAAAUGCAAAAAAAAAAAAAAUUGUAAAACAACAUGGUGUGUUGUGUGAGCAUGAGAGGUUUGGACAGGGCUGAGCUAGCUGUUUCUUUCUGCUUCAGCUAAUUGCAAAAAUCACUUCAUUCAAACUAAAACUAAAUAAAAUCUACCAACAUCGUCUGGUUUGUCAAUAAGAGUAAGGUGUGAAUAUUCCGGCCACAGACCAUUUUCU